Salvia hispanica is the source of this 1321-nucleotide messenger RNA. Its product is annotated as putative MO25-like protein At5g47540. Gene Ontology annotation, biological process: intracellular signal transduction. NCBI's taxonomy places the organism in Eukaryota, Viridiplantae, Streptophyta, Magnoliopsida, Lamiales, Lamiaceae. Gene Ontology annotation, molecular function: protein serine/threonine kinase activator activity. The record is from RefSeq and is a predicted model, not a curated record.
CAAAACAGACAUGCAAAUAUAUGUAAUGGUGUAUCAUCUGAUCGACGUGAUUCGAUGAUGAUUCCCGCGAAAGAAUUUACCUAAGAAAUGAAAUGUCAUCACAACUAGCCGGAGAUCACCAUGAAGGCUUUUUUCAAGCCCAAAUCCAAGACCCCCGCCGAAUUGGUCCGCCAAGCUCGCGAUCUGCUUCUCUUCGCCGACCGCGCCGCCGCCCCCCACAUCAAGGACGCCAAACGCGACCAAAAGAUGAAGGAUCUGAACAAAGUUAUCGGGGAACUGAAAAACAUUCUUUAUGGAGACAGUGAUUCCAAACCUGUAGUAGAAACUUGUGCACAAUUGGCAAUAGAGUUCUUUAGGGAAGACAAUUUUCGUUUGCUUAUUACAUGUCUUCCCAAGUUGAACUUUGAGACUCGCAAACAAGCUACACAGAUUGUCACGAACCUGCAGGGGCAAAAACUACAGUCAAGGUUGAUAGCUUGUGAAUACAUGGAAAGGAACUUAGCUCUCGUGGACAUUUUGAUAGCUGGUUAUGAGAAUAACGAUCUGGCAUUACAUUAUGGUGCAAUGUUGAGGGAGUGCAUACGCCACCAAAGUGUUGCAAAGUACAUUUUGGAUUCACAGCAUAUGAAGAAAUUCUUUGAGUAUAUACAACUCCCAAAUUUUGACGUUGCUUCCGAUGCUGCUGGCACAUUCAAGGAACUAUUGACCAGACAUAAGUCAACUGUAGCUGAUUUUCUAUCUAAGAAUGAUGACUGGUUCUUUGCGGAUUACAACUCGAAAUUGCUUGUAUCUACUAAUUAUAUCACUAGAAGGCAAGCUCUCAAGCUCUUGAGUGAUAUCUUGCUUGAACGUUCAAAUUCGGCAGUGAUGAUUCGAUACGUUAGCUCGAUGGACAACCUAAGGAUCCAUAUGAAUCUUCUAAGAGAGUCUAGCAAGAGCAUUCAGAUUGAAACAUUUCAUGUUUUUAAGUUAUUUGCAGCCAAUCAGAACAAACCCACUGAUAUCAUCAAUAUCCUUGUGGCGAAUCGAACCAAGCUUCUUCGACUUAUCGCUGAUAUUAACAAUGACAAAGCUGCAGAUGAUGAGAAAUUUAAUUAUGAUAAAUCUCAAGUUAUACGAGAAAUUUCAGCCUUGAACUCCAUUAACGACGAUGGCUGAACCUAGGACAGAAUCUUGGCUACGAAUUUCUCUCAUUUCAAUGGAGUUCAUGGAAGACAUUUUGAAAUCAGGAAUCAUUACCUAUUUUUCAUUUUUUAGCACAACCUAUUACUUUCCAGAAGGAGUGAAUAAAGUGAAUCAGUUUAGCUAUGUUAGACUUUAA